Gongylonema pulchrum is the source of this 1044-nucleotide messenger RNA. The record is from the annotation of a GenBank genome assembly. Lineage: Eukaryota; Metazoa; Nematoda; Chromadorea; Rhabditida; Gongylonematidae.
AUGCAAAAUGGCUUGCUCCGUUGUCCCUACCAGUUUCAGUAUUUUUGGCAUGUUAUAUGCAAGAAGACUUUAUUAAAGCUGCUUGUCUGCUCACCUUUUCAGAUUCUGGGACUUCUGUUUUAUGUGAUGACUGGAUUUGUGAUGUGGAGUGAAUGCACGUUUUUCAUAAUACAUCCACGUCUGUCGCUUGCAGCCCAGUUUGUCCAUUUAGCGGCGCACGGCUACCAUUAUCUUUAUAUUCAGGUUGAUUUUUAUGUUUCACAUCGUGCUGGCGAUAAAUUUUCUCCUUUUUUUCAGAUCUGUGCAACUGCAAUCAUUUCAUAUCUCUGUGUUUGUGCAUAUUAUACAGUUUUCAAACUCCGGAUUUAUCGUUAUUAUCGCCUGGAUCCACACCACAUCACCGAUGAAAAUAGCUUAUUGUUUAGCGCUAUCUUGCUAUGUCGUCUUACUCCGCCAAUAUGCUUGAAUGUACUGGGGAUGAUCCAUCUCGAUUCACAUAUUACUUCGGAUACGAAAUUUGGGGUCGAAACGCAGUUCACGAAACUAAUGGGACAUUUGGAUGUAAUUCCAAUUUUGGCAAGAGGAAUCAAUAUUUAUCUUCCCAUUUUGAUCGUUCUGCUUGCUCUCGGCACAUGGCUUAGGUUAGUUAUUGAUACUGCGACCCCCACGCAUGCUUUUAUCCGUCACAUUGUUUUACAUAACACUUGGAGAUACAUGUACUAUUUACAAGUUGACGCUGAAAUUUCGCAUGUUUUAGAGCGCAAUAAAAUUACGCGCGCAGCAAAUCGCGAAGAAAGAGAUCAAUAUUGGACGAAGAAGUUGACAACAAAUACGAGUGCAGGUUAUGGAGCAUCUAGAGGAACCAACAACGCUUCUGUGUCGAAUUACCGAUUUCCUGGCAUAAAUGAAUACAGUGAUCGUGAACCAAUCAUAGGAGCAGAUGACGGGGACGAAUAUUCGCCGCUGGGAAUAGCUGAAAGUUCGACGAGAAAUCAUGAUUCGCCUGGUGCGCAUCCUCCUCCGAAUAUGUUCGAUGAUUUAUGA